ACACACACACACACACACAGCAGUCGGUGAUUUUGCGCGAAUCAAACCCGGUUCAGAUUCUGUGAACAAACACGCGUGUACUGGAGCUUGGUUCGCGGAGUGAUUCUUUUGGAAAGCUCGUCGGUUUUGCGGAUGAGAUGUUUGUGUCCGUGGCUUUGCUGAUUUUAAUUCAGAGCGCGGCUGUCGUCCCCGUCACCGUCACCAGCCGCAGUCCUGGAGUGGAAGUGCGUGAGUUCUCGGACGCUGAGCUCUCCUGUGAGUUCAAGACAGAAAACGACGAGAAUCCUCGCAUCGAGUGGAAGAAGGUUGACAAGGAUGUGUCCUUCGUUUAUUUUAACAACAGUUUCAUAGGGCCGUUUCACGGCCGCGCGGAGAUCAAGGGUGCGACGGUGCGAUUGCACAAAGUGACUCAGAAAGACGCGGGCAAAUACCGCUGCGAGGUCACCGCUCCGAAGGACCAUGUCUCGCUGGGAGAGGUCAACGUCACACUGACAGUGCUGGUGCCUCCACAAGCGCCGUCAUGUGACGUGCCCAGCUCGGCUCUGACAGGCUCUCUGGUGCAGCUGCGCUGUAGGGACCAUCACAGCAUCCCAGCCGCCGUCUACACCUGGUACAAAGACAACAAACCUCUGGCCAUCAAAAAGCCCAACGCCACAUACACCAUCGACGAGAAGACCGGCGUACUGACGUUCCAGAAGGUCAGCAGAGCCGAUACGGGUCAAUAUCACUGUGAGGCCAAGAACAGGGUGGGACCCGCAAAGAGCUGCUCGGGGACACACAUGCAGAUCGAUGAUCUGAACGUGGCGGCGGUGAUCUCUGGAGUGCUUCUUCUGGCUCUGCUGCUGUUUCUGUGUGCGUUCGGAGUGUUUUACGCCCAUCGGCACGGACUCUUCAGCCAACUGUCACACACAGGACACAGAGGAAGUCAAAAUGCAGGCUACAGUCUUCCUCCCAAAGAACCUCAGGAUUUCAAGCACACUCAGUCGUUCAUGCUGUGAUGAAGCAGACGGAUGAUGAUUGUUGUGACACUGGAGCAACUCAAUCCUCUGGUCAUCAGAAAACCAGACGAGUCCACCAGAGCACCGAACGAACCCCAGUGACCCCGAUGCCUUAAACCAGUCUGAGCGAUGACCUUCGACACGCCGUGCCUUUACUCCAACUCAAUCAUGUCUGUAUCUACGGAGUGUGGAAUGGGCCGAAUUAUUGUAUAUUUGAUCACUAUUUGUGUUUUUUAAUAAUAAAAAUAUCUGCUUUUUGUCUGAA
This is a messenger RNA of Cyprinus carpio (common carp), 1263 nucleotides long. RefSeq names its product junctional adhesion molecule 2A-like. Gene Ontology annotation, cellular component: cell surface; protein complex involved in cell adhesion; tight junction. The record is from RefSeq and is a predicted model, not a curated record. NCBI's taxonomy places the organism in Eukaryota, Metazoa, Chordata, Actinopteri, Cypriniformes, Cyprinidae. Gene Ontology annotation, biological process: leukocyte tethering or rolling.